Schistosoma margrebowiei is the source of this 1296-nucleotide messenger RNA. NCBI's taxonomy places the organism in Eukaryota, Metazoa, Platyhelminthes, Trematoda, Strigeidida, Schistosomatidae. The record is from the annotation of a GenBank genome assembly.
AUGUUUGUUAUUAGUUUCCAAUCUCUUCUAAAUAUUUUCCUAAAUAUGUUUUCAGAUUGUUUUAAACAACGUAAAGAUUCUCAAUUUUUUCAUAUUUUUAAUGAUUAUCGAUUGAAUAUCAAAAUUUUAUUUUCAUCAUUAAUUAUCAUUAUGUUAAUAACAUGGAGUAUAUUCUAUGUAAUUAUUCCUAAUAAAACUAGCACUACUACUACUAAUAAUUAUAAUGGAAUAGAUCCAUUCAAUACAAAUAAUCCUUUGGAAAAGAAAAUUCACAUUGUGAUCUUAUUUGAUGGUGAUCGAGGUCUACAAUACUUGAAUAGCCUACUUAAAUCUAUUUUCUAUUAUCAAAAUGGAAGAUUUCGAUGUGAUUUAAAGGCUUGUUGUCUAUCAAACUUUUGUGACCCAUUUAUGAAUGAUUGUCAAACUGUUAUGAACAAUGUGUCAACAACAUAUACAACUGUAUUUCAUUUCUUAAUAACGACGAUUUCAUCAAAUAGUCAGUUGUUGAAUUUGAUGAAUACAUGGAAAAUACGUAAUAUGGAAUAUCAUUUUUACAGUUGUGGUGAUUAUUUGGCAGAUUUUUGGUGGAUUCAAUCUAAACAUAGUUCAGGCGCUAAACCAUUUUUAAAAUUGAUGAUUGCAACAAUUCUUCCACCUACAAUCAAUAAAGUAAUCGUACUGGAUAUUGAUAUACUACUUAAUACAGAUAUUAUUGAAUUAUGGAAUCAUUUUGAUUAUUUUGAAGAAACUCAGAGCAUAGGUAUUGGAUUAGAACAAAAUCCAUAUUUUCAAAAAGUUAUGACCAAGUUAGACAGCAACUGGAAAGGUUACGGAUAUAACAACGGUGUUCUGUUACUUCAUCUGUCUAAAAUACGAUCAACCAAUUGGAAUCAACUAUGGAUGAACAAAACUAAAAGAGCUCUUGCAAAACAAGGUUACCUAACCACUGGUGAACAGGAUAUUUUAAACUUAAUAUUAUUCGAAUUCAAAUACAUGUUAUAUGAGAUUCCAUGUGAAUGGAAUAUUCAAUUAAGUGAUGGAAGUGAUGAACAACGAUGUCCUGUAAGUUGGUUAACUUAUGCAGAAUUGAAAAAGCGUAAUUAUGCAACAAUUGUUAAACAACCAAAACUUAUUCAUAUUAAUCAUCAUAUAAAACCAGAUGAUGUAAAAGCGAAAUAUAUACCAACUGAGUACAUUGAUCAAUCAGAUGUCAUUCUUAAACAGUGGGAACUAUAUGAUAAAUUCGUGUCAGUUUACCGUCAAUAUACUAAAUUACAUGAAUCAUGUUUCCAAUAG